Molecule: messenger RNA, 1272 nt
Organism: Corticium candelabrum
Lineage: Eukaryota; Metazoa; Porifera; Homoscleromorpha; Homosclerophorida; Plakinidae
Exons: 9
Coding region: 1-1242 (413 amino acids)
Source: RefSeq, a predicted model, not a curated record
AUGGCGUUUGAUCCUAAGACUUCGGUUCCACAACAUAGUAGACGAUCUCCAAAGACAUUAAGAAUGUGUUCACAAGAACAGUGGGAAACAUUUGGCAGAGGAGGGAAGAGUGGUAGUUGUCUUGGAGAACCUAUAUCUUCUCAAGUGAGAAGGAACUUGCCAGCAUUUCAUGAUCUUCGAUUGCAUGGGGAAGUAUCCACAGAGUCAGAAGAAACCUCAAGUGGCAAAGAAAGUGUACCAAGGGCAUACAUUACGGCGGAUCUUAAGCAAGUUGUACUUACAUAUGAUCAGGUAGCACCAAUUGAACUGGAAGGACUGGAGAUUAAGAAAAUAAGUAUUCUAGAGCCAUUCAUUGAAUUUCAUAAUUCUCAAUGGCAGGAACUCAAAAGGAGCGGUUCUACUUUUGAUCCAUGUGCUGUCUGGGUUUUUGAAGCAGACUUAACAGCUGGCAAUGAAAGCAAGGCAAAUAUGACAGUGAUGUUACAUAACACGGGAUUGGGAAUAGGUUUAUUUGUUGCCAGAGUUAAGUGUCCCGCAUUUGCAAUAUCGUUUGAUCGCAGUCAAGUUUCUGUAUAUCUCCCAUCGGGUGAAAGUAAGAACUUCACAUUUGGUUUGGAUGCAAGUCAAUUUACAGACCACAGAGAGGUUUCUCAAGAAUGUCGUUUUCGAGCUUCAGUCAGGAGUCAGCCAAUGUUUUCUGAUGUGGGCAAGAGUAUGGGUACAUGUCGUAAAGUCAUUACAUCAUACUUUGGCAGCUUUACUCCAGUUUGUGAACUUGUUGACAAAGAUCCUGUGCUUCUGUUGCGAAUAUUUGAAGCACUUGGAAACAAUGAAACUGUAAAGGCUAUACGAAUGAUUGAAAUGACUCAUAGCCUGAGGUUUAUCAGUGCAGUUCAAAUCAAACUGACAGCACACGGAGGAACGUUGAAAGCAAUUUCCAACAUUCGUGUUGUUUGCCAGCAGGCCUACAUUGGACUAAAUUUGGAGACUUUACUUUAUGACAAUCUACUUGCAUCAUCACCGAUUGUAGAUGAAUACUACGGUUCUUUUCCGCAGGCCAUAUUUUUCUUUGGAAGAGAGAAUGCCGACAUGAGAUCUCAGUGCUAUUUUGAAGUUUGGGCUCAUCGUCCGCAUUACCGAUGUCACCAAAAGGAAGUAAUAGUGAAAGAGAAGAUUAUUUUGACUCAAAGGGAUCAAAUUCAGCUUAGUAAGUUUUACAAUAAAUUGAUUUUCGUGGCUUAGCGAGCUGCCAUUUAGGCUCUUCAGAGCUUG